Molecule: messenger RNA, 2064 nt
Organism: Podarcis raffonei (Aeolian wall lizard)
Lineage: Eukaryota; Metazoa; Chordata; Lepidosauria; Squamata; Lacertidae
Gene: PLPPR5
Product: phospholipid phosphatase related 5
Exons: 6
Coding region: 967-1950 (327 amino acids)
Biological process (GO): phospholipid dephosphorylation; signal transduction; phospholipid metabolic process
Molecular function (GO): phosphatidate phosphatase activity
Source: RefSeq, a predicted model, not a curated record
AAAAUCCUUAAUAGGGGAGGAGGAAAGACGCGAGCGAGAAGGAAGCGCCUUUUCAAAAUCCACCCACCUCUCUCCCCACCCCCUCCAGCUCUCCGGCAGCCUUGGAAACGGCAUUUGCGCUGCCUCUGCCGCUGCGUUCGGGCAGGGACCGGUUCAAAGCAAGGCAAGGGAUUAAGCGCAGGGCGAGCUUUUCGCAGGCGCGGGGGCAGCCAGCGGAGAGGCGCCGGGGGGCCGCAUCCCCGCGGCGAAGGAUGGAACUUUGAGCGCGCCGGGAGCAAGGAAUCCGUUCCUGGAGUUGAAAAGAUCCCUCCGAUCGUCUCCAAGGCUUGUUGGAUCCAAGUCUCCAGUCUGAGGGAUUUAUUUAUCUGGGGUUUUUUUUGGAACGACUUACUGAUAUAUUUUUUUUGCACGCAGGCAAAUCUGUAAAGAGGAGACUUCCGUGCGCCUGCGGGGGGCUGGGUCCACUACCCACUCUGAUCUAUACAGGACGCUGCGGGAUUAAAGGACCGGCGACACCCCCCCCACCAACCCCCCCCCCAGUGGUCGUAGCGGAUGGUUGUGUGCGCGCGCGCCGCGACCCGUUUCCCGGCGCGCAGUUGCUGCGCUCUCCUGCCUCGCUCGGAACGCCUUGGAGAGCUGCCGCGGACGGAGCGCGCUUAGGACCCCCUCCCCAGCCCCUCCAGCGGCGCCCGGGGCUCCGCCUGCCGCGGGGGAAGCCCGUGCUGGUUGCCUCCAUCACUCCCCCGGAGGGGCCUUGCCCCACGUGCGCGAUCCUGCGCCCAGGACCUCGCCGCCUCCGCCCCUUGCCAUCCAUGCGCUCGGCCGUGCGCCCGGACGCCUUUGGUCCUCUUCUUCCUGCUCCUGCCUGGGACUAAGGCGCCUCCUCCUUCCCCCGGUGGAUGCCUCCGGGAAGCGGGCGGAGCGCGCAGCCGGGGAGGGGGGCUGCCGCCGCCGCCGCCGGAGUACAUGCCAGUGCCCUCUCCUCCUGCUCCUCCUCCACCUCCUCCUGCUGCUGCUGCUCUUCUCACCAGAAUGCUUUACUUCCAGAUGGUGAUCAUGGCAGGGACUGUGAUGCUGGCUUAUUACUUCGAGUACACCGACACCUUCUCGGUCAACGUGCAGGGCUUCUUCUGCUACGAGAGCGCCUAUCGCAAGCCUUACCCGGGCCCGGAGGAGAGCAGCGCGGUGCCCCCCGUGCUCCUCUACUCGCUGGCGGCGGGGGUGCCCGUGCUGGUGAUCAUCGUUGGAGAAACUGCAGUGUUUUGCUUACAGAUGGCCACGCGGGAUUUUGAAAACCAAGAAAAAACAAUAUUAACCGGAGACUGUUGCUAUAUAAACCCACUGGUGCGCAGGACUGUCAGAUUUCUUGGCAUUUAUGCAUUUGGACUUUUUGCAACGGACAUCUUUGUAAAUGCUGGACAAGUGGUGACUGGGAAUCUGGCGCCACAUUUUAUUGCACUUUGCAAACCCAACUACACCGCUCUUGGAUGCCAGCAAUUUACGCAGUUCAUCAGUGGUGCAGAGGCUUGCUCUGGAAACCCAGAUCUUAUCAUGAAAGCCAGAAAAACAUUUCCUUCCAAAGAGGCAGCUCUGAGUGUAUAUGCAGCGACAUAUUUGGCCAUGUAUAUCACCAACACGAUAAAGGCCAGAGGAACAAGACUGGCAAAACCAGUCCUUUGCUUGAGUUUAAUGUGCAUGGCAUUUCUUACUGGUAUCAACAGAGUAGCAGAAUAUCGAAAUCAUUGGUCAGACGUGAUAGCAGGAUUUCUAGUUGGCAUUUCUAUAGCAGCGUUUCUGGUUGUGUGUGUGGUAAAUAAUUUUAGAGGUAGACAACCAGAACAUGAACAUUCUCACAUGGACAAUCUGGCUCAAAUGCCUAUGAUCAGCCUCCCUCGAGUAGAGAGUCCUUUAGAAAAGAACCACAUCACGGCCUUUGCAGAAGUCACAUGAUGUUGAGACGGAUGUCUAUUCGCUGCACUGGACGUCAUCCCUUUUCACAGUUCACUCAUAAUAACUGACAUGUUUUCCAGCAGAGGAGAAAAAUAAAACUUUUGUCUGGUUUUA